AUGCUGGAAUACAUUGCCGGGCUUCUCCGGCGGUAUGGCGACGCGCGGAAUGCCGCCGGUGCCGCGCGGCUCCACGCCCAGAUCCUGCGUAGCAGCCAGCGGCACAAUGUUUACCUCGCCAACACUCUCAUGCACAGCUAUGGCCGCUGCGGCUGCGUGGAUGAGGCCCGCCGCGUGUUUGACGCCAUCCCCCAGCGCAAUCCCUUCUCCUGGAACAUCCUCGCCACCGCCUACAUUCACAAUGGAUUCCUGCAAGAGGCAAAGCGAGUCCUGGACAGGAUGCCGCAGCCCAGCGCGGUGUCGUGGAAUCUUAUGCUGGCGGCAUACAGCAGGGAGGGGCUUACCGCCGAGGCCAGAGCUAUGUUUGAUUCCAUGCCCGAGCUCAAUUCCAUGGCCUGGAAUUCCAUCCUUUCAGGGUAUGCCCAUACUGGGCAUUGCGUGGCUGAAGUUCUAACCGUGUUCCAACGUAUGCCUGGCCACGACGUGAUCAGCUGGAAUACACUUCUUCUUGCGAUCUCCGAGACAGGUGACGCCGGCGGUACUAAGCGCGUCUUUGACGGCAUGGCACAGCGCACUCUAGUAUCUUGGACUUGCGCCAUGCAAGCAAAUGCCAGGACCGGGGAUGUGGUGGCAGCGAGGGAUGUGUUUGACAAGAUGCCGCUGCGUGACGUGGUGGCGUGGACAGCCAUGCUCCAAGCCUACGCCCAGGAUUUGGAUAGUCUUGAGGCCUUGUUCCGCGUCAUGCCGCAGCGUGACGCAGCGUCAUGCUCGCUGAGGCUGGCGGUGUGCUCCACCGGAUGA
Messenger RNA from Selaginella moellendorffii, 801 nucleotides. Its product is annotated as pentatricopeptide repeat-containing protein At2g35030, mitochondrial-like. Gene Ontology annotation, biological process: RNA modification. Lineage: Eukaryota; Viridiplantae; Streptophyta; Lycopodiopsida; Selaginellales; Selaginellaceae. The transcript is spliced from 2 exons. The coding region runs from base 1 to 801 and encodes 266 amino acids. Gene Ontology annotation, molecular function: protein binding; RNA binding. The record is from RefSeq and is a predicted model, not a curated record.